UCAGAGCUACCUUCAAACUGCAAGUGACGUGCCUGGGGGUCACAACCUGGAUCCCUCUGCAAACUACAAUUCCCCAAAGUUUCGCUCACGGAAUCAGAGCUAUAUGAGAGCAGUGAGCACGCUCAGUCAGGCCAGCUGUGUUAGUCAGAUGAGUGAAGCAGAGGUUAAUGGGCAAUUUGAAUCGGUGUGUGAAUCAGUGUUUAGUGAAGUUGAAGCUCAGGCAAUGGAUGCCCUUGACCUCCCUGGAUGUUUCCGAACAAGAAGCCACAGUUACUUGCGUGCCAUUCAGGCAGGCUAUUCCCAAGAUGAUGAAUGUAUACCUGCGAUGGCAUCUUCCAACAUCACCUCAACUAUCAGGUCUACCACAGCUGUAACUUACACAAGUUACAAAAAAACACCGCCACCGGUACCCCCUCGUACCACUUCCAAGCCCCUGAUCUCGGUGACGGCGCAGAGCAGCACAGAAUCCACGCAGGACGCCUAUCACGACAGCCGAACUCAGAGGAUUUCCCCGUGGCCGCAGGACGGGCGAGGGAUGUACAACUCUACCGACAGUUUGGACAGUAACAAGGCCAUGAAUCUCGCCUUGGAAACGGCGGCUGCGCAGCGCCACGCGUCCGACAGCCAGAGCACCUCCAUACGAACCAGUGACAAGGCCAUUUUAGUGACAAAAGCAGAGGAGUUUCUUAAGAGUCGACGUUCCUCUAUAGGGAUCCAGGUGGAAACAGCAACUGAUUCAGAUACUGAAAGCAGAGGCCUACGGGAAUACCACUCUGUUGGAGUACAAGUGGAAGAUGAAAAACGACAUGGACGAUUCAAGCGCUCAAACAGUGUAACAGCAGCUGUCCAGGCUGACCUGGAACUGGAGGGCUUUCCAGGACACAUCACCAUGGAGGACAAGGGACUUCAGUUUGGCUCAUCGUUCCAGCAGCACUCAGAGCCCAGCACGCCCACCCAAUACAGCGCAGUGAGAACUGUACGGACACAGGGACUAUUCAGUUACAGAGAAGAUUAUAGGACCCCAGUUGACACCUCAAACCUUCCACCACCAGAACCCUGGCUAGAGCCAGCCAUUGAGACGGUAGAGACUGGUCGAAUGUCUCCUUGUCGACGGGACGGAUCUUGGUUUAUGAAGUUGCUACACACUGAAACUAAGAGAAUGGAAGGAUGGUGUAAAGAAAUGGAAAGAGAAGCAGAAGAAAAUGAUCUUUCUGAAGAAAUCCUAGGUAAGAUCCGAAGUGCUGUUGGAAGCGCUCAGCUCCUCAUGUCUCAGAAAUUCCAGCAAUUUUAUUGGCUUUGUCAGCAAAAUCUGGACCCGAGUGCCAUGCCGAGACCAACUUCCCAGGACCUAGCAGGUUUCUGGGACUUAUUGCAGCUCUCAAUUGAAGACGUCAGCAUGAAGUUUGAUGAAUUGCAUCAAUUGAAACUCAACGAUUGGAAAAUAAUAGAAUCGCCUGAAAGAAAGGAAGAAAGAAAGGUCCCUCCUCCUGUACCAAAGAAGCCCCCAAAAGGAAAAUUCCCUAUCACAAGAGAAAAAUCUCUGGACCUCCCUGACAGACAGCGACAAGAAGCUCGAAGACGGCUAAUGGCUGCCAAGAGAGCAGCCUCUUUCCGGCAGAAUUCAGCCACAGAGCGUGCAGACAGCAUCGAGAUAUAUAUCCCAGAGGCUCAAACCCGGCUUUAAAGACAGAAUGCUGCAGAGUUCCUUUUUUAAACAAAAUGCUUGUACAGUUUGUCACUUACCUGGUAAUUUUUGUCUCAUUCUCUCCACUAAAUAUGCCCUUGCUGUUGUGUUCUUUGUGCCAUAAGCACAGUGGAAUGCUUUUGAUUUCCUCAGAAUUUGCUGAGCUCACCGCAAGAACGACUUCUUUUUGUAUUUAUUGUCUGACUUACAAUCAGCCACAAUGGAUAGGGCUUGUUGAGACCUGACUUAUCCAAUAUAUUCUCAGAGGACAACAAGAAACACCUCUUGAGAUGGAACCCAGCUUACUUUUUUGUUAUUUAUAUUUUUAUAAAAUGUGUGAUAAUUAGGGAUAAGAAUAACAAACUAUAAAUGGGUGCAUCUCACCAUUCACUAGAGGCAUUAGCUAAUCCAAGUAGAAGGUGCUACAAAUGUAAAGAGCAGGAAAGAAAGAACCCAUUUAUCUCUCUGACCUCCAGUUUCUUUUCCUAGAACCCAGCUAACAUAUUUACCCAUGCGCUCUGCCACUCUUCUCAUCUUUGUUACUGCAACAUA
This is a messenger RNA of Apaloderma vittatum (bar-tailed trogon), 2236 nucleotides long. RefSeq names its product discs, large (Drosophila) homolog-associated protein 2 (gene DLGAP2). Lineage: Eukaryota; Metazoa; Chordata; Aves; Trogoniformes; Trogonidae. Gene Ontology annotation, cellular component: glutamatergic synapse; postsynaptic specialization. Gene Ontology annotation, molecular function: molecular adaptor activity. The record is from RefSeq and is a predicted model, not a curated record. Gene Ontology annotation, biological process: signaling. The transcript has 8 exons. The annotation marks the transcript as partial.